AUGUUCGCGCGCUUCUUAUAUUUCUUAAUAUUUUUUACAACGAUCGACGCAAGUUUCGUUGAAGAGGAGUGCCUCAACUACACUGUAUACCCGGUGCAAUAUGAACUGACGAUAAUUCCGUACAUAUACAAGACGGGCGAUUCGUAUUACGACUGCAGCUUGGUGGUGACCAUUAUAGCGAACGCGCCUAACGUGAAGGUGAUAGAGAUGGACGCUAAGGGCUUGGAUAUAAGGCGGGAUUCCGUGGGUGUGUUUGACGGCAGCCUGGACUUGGUGAACAAGCACAGACCUUACGAGUAUGACGCGGGCAGAGGCAAACUGUACAUAUAUCUGACUGAUUCACUGAAGAUGUACAACGUACACAAGACGCAAUACCUGUUGAAAAUCUCCUUCAACAAACAUAUCAGGAAUGUGGACGAGGGCAUAUUCCUAGCGGACUACAAGGAGCACUCAAAAACGAAGUACUUAUUCGCAACGAGACUAUCGCCGAACAAGGCGAAACACUUCUUCCCGUGUUUCGACAAUCCUCGCUUCGAGGCGGUUUUCAAAUUCAAGGUUUUCGCUCCGCCAUCGCGUGUUGACCUCCAGACGUCUAACACUAGCCUAGUCAUUGCCAAGGAGCAGAGACGGUAUACUGGGAGCAAUGAUUACGUGAUAAUCGAGUACGUACCGUCACCUCAAGUGACUCUGGACCAAGUCGGCUUCCACUACUCGAACUUUGUCAGUCGUCAGUUCGGAGAGGCGAUUAUAAAUCUGAUUCACGAAUUUGCCACCACACGCCGGCCUCUAUUAAAUGGGCCCAUAAAUCUAGUAGCAGUACCAUCAUUACUUAAUGGAUACGAGAUUAGCAGCUGGAACCUCUUGGCCAACGGCGAAAGCAGACUCGGGUACAUUCCUCAGAUAACAAGCAUAAAGCAGAUGAAUGACAUGACGUUUGAAUUGGCACAACAGCUGUGCAGGAUAUGGCUGGGCAAUCCCGGUGAGCCGCAAAGGACGAGGUGGAAAGAGGAGUGGUUCAAGGAGGGAGUUGCAACAUACUUGGCGUAUUAUUUAUUGGCACAGUACAAUAACGGUGAAAUGGCCUCGGAAGACAUUGUGCCCAUUGGCAAAUAUGGUCUCGAUAUGAAGCACAAGUCAAUGUCAUUAGAUUGGCAUCACAGCACACCGGCGUUAGCGGCAUUCAACAGAACGUUAGCCGUCGAAAUACCGUCGAGGUACAAGCAAUUGGUGACCAUGAAGACGGCAUCCAUACUGUGGAUGGUUGAAAAUUGGCUAGGAGCGGAGAGGUUCCAGAAGGCUUUGGCCAAAUAUAUCAACUCGAGGAGGGGCAAAUAUAUUUCCUUGGAGGACUUCAUGAUUAGUCUGGACCACGACACAGUUGAGUGUCUUCAUCAGUUCUUCAAUGGCUCCACUUCAUCCAGGGUCCUUAACUCCUGGUUCCAUCAGUCCGCGUAUCCGUUGGUCAACGUCCAAGUACUGCGGGACCGUAAUCCGAAUGUAAUUGUUCUGAAACAGAGACAAUUCAGCUUCACAAGCCACAAUCGCGUCGACUCCAACUAUCUUAUACCUGUCUCUUAUAUCGUGCAAAACAACCAAAACUGCUACAACUGCUACCAGCCAAGGUUCACCAUCGGUAUGCAGACGUAUUCAUUCGGGGAAAAUCUCAAUGGCGGCUGGAUAUUACUCAACAGGAACGCUUCAGGUUAUUACCGAGUCAAUUACGACUUAUCCACUUGGAGACUCAUAGCAAAAACUUUAAAGGAAGAUCAUUUGGCAAUCGACGAACUAGAUAGAGCGCAAAUAGUUAAUGACAUUCUUGCUCUGUUCGCGGCCGGGGAUUUAGACAGAGACACAGCGCUGACAGUUCUAGAUUAUCUUAACGAGGAACUAAGUGAGGUCGUGUGGGCCGCCGUCAUUGACGGCUUCGAGCUGUUGAAAACAGAUGGCGCUAGCUGUCACAUGACCAAGAACUUGUAUCAAGAAUGGCAGGAAUUCAUGCGAACCAAGGUAGCUGCCCUUUAUAAGCGGCUGAUAGACAGCCGGGAGCAAACGGCAAAUAUACGACUGUUCAGAAGCAAUAUCGUCAAUUUCGCGUGUUUCGUCAGAUAUCGGCCGUGUGUUAGUUUAAUGAGGACUUUCAAUUCAAAAUCAAUCGCUAGAGACAGAAUGAAUCCGGAUUUUAGGGAAACAUUCUACUACGUGCUUCUACACGAGUCUAAUGUAAAUCUUGCCGGUGAUGGAUUAAAUCUGUGGGAAGUGGAAGAUAAAAUCAAAUCUGAACAUAAAUUACGCGAAGAGAACAGAUUUUUGUACAGAAUACCGAUUGGAACUGCUCGUCCAUUAGAGUUAAUGCGUUCCACCACGACGGAGUUUUUGAUCUCAACUGAGUCUACCGUAGGCAGUACAACGGCAGAGACUUUAACAGCUGGGCCAAGUGGAUCUAUGUCAAGAGAGGCUUCUUUGCUUAUAACAAUAUUCUUAAUAAUCUUUGUUGCUAUGACGAGA
This is a messenger RNA of Iphiclides podalirius (scarce swallowtail), 2505 nucleotides long. NCBI's taxonomy places the organism in Eukaryota, Metazoa, Arthropoda, Insecta, Lepidoptera, Papilionidae. The record is from the annotation of a GenBank genome assembly.